UGAUGAAACUUCUUGACGGAACAAAACCUUUAACGUACAUCUUUCGUUUUGCUUUCAAAUAGCUCAUAAAUUGUUUGUCGCUUUAGCUGGAAUCAAGGAAUCAUUCUUGAAAGACUUUCUUGGCUUGACCCGUUGCAUGUUUCUAUGAAGUCGGAUUUCGGAUUAUCUCUGCCUCCGAGCUCCAUCCUUUUUAGAUUCUAGAAAGUUUACAAACAAACAUUCUGUGUCAAUCACAGCUCUUGAUUUCUAUUUAGAUCUUCACACGGUCUCUUUAGAUAUGUCUUCAGAUAUUCAGACAGUUGCAGCUCUGCUACAAGCUACUUUAGACCCUAGGCAGCAUAAACAAGGUUUGUAAACUACUCGGGCUCAUGUUUGUAAAGUAAUUAUUGACUGUUUUGUGUAGCUGAGGCAGCUCUGAAGGUUGAGCAGGGCAAACCUGGAUUUUCUCUCCUCCUACUCAACAUCGUUGCGGCAGAUAAUCUUCCAGUUAAUACCAGGCUUUCGGGAGCUUUAUGCUUUAAGAACUUCAUCAAGUACAACUAUGUGGUAAGUAUCUCGCGCUGUUUCCACUUCUUUGCUAACAAAUCUCUAGGACGAAGAGAGAAACUACAAGCUUCCACAAAAUGAAGUUUUUACGAUAAAGACUGAGUUGAUUGGGCUCAUGGUCUCGGUCCCAAACAGUAUACAAGCCCAGCUUGGAGAAGCUAUUAGUAUAAUCGCAGAGUCGGACUUCUGGGAUAGAUGGGAUACAUUGGUGGAUGUUAGUUACUUUUCUAGCGGAUCUAUGUUCGUCCUGGAAAAUUUACUGACAAUAUGUAGGAUUUGGUCUCGCGCCUCACUCGCGAUAAUGCUAAAAUCAAUAAUGGUGUACUGGAAGUUGCGCAUUCGAUAUUCAAGAGAUGGAGACCGCUGUUUGCCUCGGAUGCUCUAUACACAGAAGUCAACCACGUACUAUCAAAAUUUGGACAACCUUUUGUCCAGCUUCUAGCGGUAUACUUAACUCGCGCAAUGUUAUUAUAAGCAUUAGCUAACUCGUUUUCCAUAGAGCACCGACCAGCAAAUACAAGCUAAUAAGGAUAAUAAGGAGGUUUUGAAGCAACAUUUCGAAACGAUGAAUCUCUUGAUGAAGGUUUUCUUCGAUCUUUCGUGCCAAGAUCUCCCUCCUAUCUUCGAGGAUAAUAUCGAAGACUUAUCUAAACUUCUGCACAAGUACCUGACGUAUGAAAACCCUCUCUUAGCGACAGACGAUGAUUCGGAAUCAGGACCUCUCGAAUUUGUGAAAGCAGGAAUAUGCGAGGUUUCAACACUUUACAUGCAGAAAUACGAAGACGCAUUCGGUAGUCUUUGUGAGCCCUUCAUUACAAGCGCUUGGAGUCUAUUGACAACCAUUGGCCCCGAAACGAAAUUCGACAUACUUGUUAGCAAGGCAUUGCAUUUCCUGACCGCUGUUGCAAGUCUCGACAAGCAUGCUCAAAAUUUCAACAAUGGUGAUAUCUUGAGUCAGGUGGUCGAAAAGGUCAUCUUGCCCAAUGUAAGCUUGAGGGAAACCGAUAUCGAACAAUUCGAGGAUGAGCCUAUCGAGUACAUCCGAAGAGAUCUGGAAGGCUCAGACGCUGACACCAGACGACGAGCAGCAACAGACUUUUUGCGCAAGCUUUUGGAGAAGUUUGAGCCACUUGUGACUGAUGUUGUUGGCCGAUACAUUAAACACUACCUCGACCAAUUCUCGCAAAAUGGUAGCGAUCAUUGGAAAUCUAAAGAUACUGCUGUAUACUUGUUUUCUGCUAUCGCAGCAAAAGGUGUCAUCACCACUGGACAAGGUGUUAAAACUACUAACCCCUUGGUGGAUGUUGUCGACUUUUUCCAGCAAAACAUUGCAAAUGAUCUUCUGGCGGAAACUAACGUGGAGCCAAUCUUGAAAGUGGAUGCUAUCAAGUUCCUUUACACGUUCCGUAGUCAACUAACGAAAGAUCAAUGGAAAGCGGCAUUUGAACCUUUGGUUAAGAAUUUAGGAUCCUCAAAUUAUGUGGUAUAUACUUAUGCCGCAAUAACGGUGGAAAGAGUUUUGUUCCUCACAAACGAUGCAAACCAGCAUAUCUUUGGGAAGGAAGAUGUACUGCCGCUUGCUGAAAGUUUGUUGGAUCAUUUGUUCCAUUUGAUCGAAAAGGACGCUGCACCGGAAAAGAUCCAAGAGAACGAGUUCCUAAUGCGCUGUGUUAUGAGGGUGCUCAUUGUCAUCAAGGACGGCGUUAUUCCAAUAGCAGAUAAUGUUUUGCAACACUUGAUCAAGAUCACUCAGGUUAUUGGCCAAAAUCCUAGUAACCCCCGCUUCUACUACUAUCACUUUGAGGCCUUUGGUGCUUUGAUUAGGUAUGUACAACUCUUUUAUGCAUAGCUCAUAUCUAACAUACAUAGAUGGUCCGCACCUUCACAACCGGAUAAGCUUGAGAAUGACCUUUAUCCAACAUUUGCUGGUAUUCUCUCCAGUGAUGUUCAAGGUAUGCUCAAUAUCCGCUCGGAAUAUGGACCCUUAAACUAACAAUCACCAAGAGUUCAUGCCUUACGUCUUCCAGUUAUUCGCCGCUCUGCUGGAAGCCAACCCAUCCACAACACUUUCUGACUACUACAGAAAUUUGAUCACCCCUAUUCUAAGCCCUACUCUUUGGGAAUCCCGUGGAAAUGUGCCAGCACUCACCAGGUUACUUUCCGCAAUGAUCCCUAAAUGCGCUGCUGAACUUGUAGCGAACAACCAACUCGAGCCAAUUCUUGGUAUUUUUCAGAAACUAAUGGCCGGGAAAUCAAGGACGGAACUACAGAGUUUCGAUGUCUUGGAAGCUUUGAUUAUAUCAUGCAACGUGUAAGUAAUCUCGUUAUUUGCACCAUUUGUAUGCUAACAAGUAAUAGCACUGCCAUCGAGCAAUACUUCCCCACGAUUUUGAACAUCAUGUUCACGCGUCUUAACAGCAACCCUCCGGAAGCUUUCAAGCGUCGCUUCGUCCGCUUCUACCACCUUAUCUCAUCUAAAGAUCAGCAAGGCCUUGGAGCAGAUUUCUUCAUAAAGCAAUCAAACGCCGUGCAAGACACCGUAUUUGUGCCUCUUUACCUGACCAUCAUUCUACCAAUUACCCAGCAAUUCCCUCGACCACUAGACCGCAAGAUAGCCGUCAUUUCUUUGACAAAGACCCUGACCGAUUCACAAGCAUUUGCUGUCACAUAUAAGAAGGGUUGGUCGAAGACUUGUGAAGCUCUACUCAAGUUGUUGGAAAAUCCACCACUACCCGUCACAACGGAUGAUGUAGUCGCUGAAGCGGACGUUGAUGAUCUUAGCUUCGGAGUUGGCUUUACACAACUUAACACUUGCAAGAAGGUGGCGGACGACGAAUGGCCAGAGAUCACGGAUGUAAAGCUUUGGGUGGGGUCAUAUCUGAGAGAUGCAAAUGCACGACACGACAGAGCAAUUUCAGGUUUCGUCAACGAAAGAUUAAAUUCCGAGGCCAGAAGUCUACUGGUUGAAUAUAUGCAGUAGGAUGGAAGAUUAUUACGCAUGACACGAAGGCGACGAAAUAAUAUGGUGUUUUGUACUGAUACAGGAGCAUUUCAGCGAGGUAGCGAAAAGCAGGUAAAUUGGUUUCCAUGAUUCCCACAGUGAGUAGUAUUGAGGAACGAGAUGCAUCCAUGAUACAAUCUGUCCAAUGCAUAAGUUAUUGCCUGAAUUCUGGAAUUGCUUGCCAUGACCUGGCCUCCGGGGUAUGGAGCAAUCAUUAGAUAGAGGUGCUUUGGAUCUUGAGAUACUGGAAGCGAUGCUUUUUAUCUUCAUAUUCCAUUUAUCCCGUGUUGAACCAUGACCAUAUACA
This is a messenger RNA of Sclerotinia trifoliorum, 3854 nucleotides long. The record is from the annotation of a GenBank genome assembly. Lineage: Eukaryota; Fungi; Ascomycota; Leotiomycetes; Helotiales; Sclerotiniaceae.